AGGAGACAAGCAAGAAGUGAGUACACAGGUAAUAAUGUUAAGACCAAGAUGUUAGAUAACUCGACGUACGCGUGUACUACCAAGAUCUAGCGCCGAAUAAAAUCUGAUUUUUCGUAGGUUAUGCGAACCUGUUUAUGACGUCAGGUUCCAGCGACCAAUGGAAUUGUAAUACCACUUUCUCACUACCUUCACUAAAAACAGAUCAAAGUACUCUCUUUGGUAUUUGGUCGGUAGAGAAAUUGGUUUUGAUUAACUAAAACCAGUUGACUAUCGUGUAUACAAUGUGAUACAUCGUAUAGACGGAUUUAAUAUCCAGCGUGUAAAAUAUUCCAUGUAAAAAAAUCGUUUGUUUUUUUUUCUUUCGUGGUGAUUGGGCCUUUUUCGAAACCAUGUGAAGUGUUUAUAUACUUAAUUGUGCGUUUGGUGUUCUUUUCUAUAAUUUUUUUUAUUAUAAAUUUAAUAUGUGCAAGUUUAAUUAUUACAUACAAUUCAACUUCAACAUCUUAUCAUCGUGUUAUCAACGGUGCUCUAUGAAUUUCAUUUCAUCAACCUGUUUAAUGGACUAAUCGAAUAGAUCAAUAAUAAUGGCAGUCCUGAGACCUAGUCAAAGCUCAUUAGCUGCUCCAGUAAUGAGAGACAGCGAUAAAGAAUUUUCAGACGAUGACGACGAAAAUUCGCCAUUAAAUCAAGACAUAUACGGCGGAAGCACGAGAACUGUGAACGAAACAAAAGGAUGGGACGUGUUCAGAGAUUUACCCCCAAAACGGGACAGUGGUUCGAUGGAAAGUCAAAAAUGCCUAGAAUUCACUGUAAGAAUUCUGAAAAUCUUCACCUACGUCGUCACUUUUGCUGUAGUUCUAGCCUGUGGUGUGGUGGCCAAAGGUUGUGUAUUCCUUAUGGCAUCGCAAAUCCGCUCAGAUAGAGUUGUUCCUUAUUGUAAUAAAGAUUUAGGUCGAGAUAAACAAUAUGUGGUCAAUUUACCACCAGAAGAACGAGUAGCGUGGACUUGGUGUCUGCUGUUUGUUUUUUUUGUUCCUGAAUUAGGGACCUUGAUAAGGUCGUUAAGAAUAUGCUUUUUCAAAUCAUGGAGGCGACCAUUUUUAAAAGAUUUUGUAUUCGUUUGCGGUAUGGAGACACUGCACACAAUAGGUGUAGCGUCUUUAGUAUUCAAUGUGCUUCCUAGUCUUGAUGUAGUAAAAGGUGCCAUGAUAACAAAUUGUUUAUGCUUUAUUCCUGCUUUUUUAACUCUCACUUCAAGAAACACUAGAGGUGUUUCAACUCGUUCAGAGAAAUCAGAAUUAUAUGCAAAAAUAGCUAUGGAUGUAAUAGCAGUAGGGGCUCAAACGACAGGAUUUGUAAUUUGGCCAUUGUUGGAGAAGGAACGAGACCCAGUUGAAUUAAUAAUCAUCCCAAUCACCUUAUUUUUAGUCUCGUGUGGUUAUUGGGAGAACUAUGUAACCAAAUAUUCACUUUUUGGUUUAAUGAGACCUUUAUGGCGUGUAAAGGAUAGACUUAAACAUACCAGAUAUUUUUCAUACAUUUUCAUUUCAAUAUGGAAAAUGUUCUGCUUCUUUUGCUGUAUGAUUGUGUUCACAUUCUUGAAAAAUGAAAAUGUUACCAAUUUAUUCUCACUAUACUCAGCCGGAUUUUCAGAACAUAAAAUCAAAGUUCUUGAGAUCAAACCUGUUGGAAAUGGACUCACCCUACCUGAUCUCGCAGAAAUAGUUCCAACUGGAGAAACUAUUGAGGUUGAUGCCGAUUAUAACAUCAUUAUAUAUGUUUUACUGGCUCAAAUUUUCUGUGCUUACUUCUGCUACAUUUUUGGAAAAUUUGCUUGUAAAAUAAUGAUCCAAGGAUUCAGUUACGCAUUUCCAGUCAAUUUAACCAUUCCAGUAACAUUAUCUUUGCUGAUUUCUGCAUGUGGUCUAAGGCAUGAAGAUCCUUGCUUCUUCCACAAUUCCAUUCCUGAUUACCUUUUCUUCGAAUCACCUCCAGUGUACUUCUUGAAUGAUUUUAUAUCAAGACAGUACGCUUGGGUAUGGCUGCUCUGGCUGUUGUCACAAACUUGGGUAACAUUGCACAUCUGGACACCGAAAUGCGAACGUCUAGCUACCACUGAAAAAUUAUUUGUUCGACCUAUGUACGACUCGUUACUAAUUGACCAAUCACUAGGAUUGAACAGAAGAUGCGAUGAUGAGAAAGAUGUCAAAACAGAGGAAUUGGUGGAUCGUGAAAAGGAUCCAGAUGAAUACUAUGAAACAAUAUCCAUUCAUACAGAUACCAGUAGUACUACCCCUAAAACAGUUAAAAAAUCUGACAGCAUUACCAGAAUAUAUGCCUGUGCUACCAUGUGGCACGAAACCAGGGAAGAAAUGAUGGAAAUGUUGAAAUCCAUCUUACGUAUGGAUGAAGAUCAAUGUGCCAGACGUGUAGCUCAAAAGUAUCUGCGAGUAGUUGAUCCUGAUUAUUAUGAAUUUGAAACUCAUAUCUUUUUGGAUGAUGGAUUUGAGAUCAGUGAUGUCAAUGAUGAGUGGAGUCAGGUGAACAGAUUUGUGAAAAUGUUGGUAACAAUUAUAGAUGAAGCUGCAACGCAUGUGCAUGAAACCAAUAUCAGAAUAAGACCACCUAUCAAGUACCCCACUCCUUAUGGCGGUCGCUUGGUAUGGACUUUGCCAGGAAAAACUAAAAUGUUUGUUCAUUUGAAAGACAAAUCAAAAAUCAGGCAUAGAAAACGAUGGAGUCAAGUAAUGUACAUGUACUAUUUACUUGGUCAUCGACUUAUGGAACUGCCAAUACCAGUAGAAAGAAAAGAGGUUAUGGCAGAGAACACUUAUCUGUUGACUUUGGAUGGAGAUAUUGAUUUUCAACCAAAUGCUGUCCAGUUAUUAGUAGAUUUAAUGAAGAAAAACAAAAAUUUAGGAGCUGCUUGUGGUCGAAUUCAUCCUAUAGGUUCUGGUCCAAUGGCUUGGUAUCAAGUUUUCGAAUAUGCUAUUGGUCAUUGGCUUCAAAAAGCUACUGAACACAUGAUUGGUUGUGUACUAUGUAGUCCAGGAUGUUUCUCAUUGUUUCGAGGAAAAGCUCUCAUGGACGAUAAUGUCAUGAGGAAGUAUACCACAAAAUCUCAAGAAGCUCGUCAUUAUGUUCAAUAUGAUCAAGGAGAGGAUCGUUGGCUGUGCACAUUACUUUUACAAAGAGGCUACAGAGUUGAAUACUCUGCUGCUAGUGACGCUUAUACUCGCUGCCCUGAAAACUUCAACGAAUUUUAUAAUCAAAGACGUCGAUGGGUGCCAUCUACUAUAGCUAAUAUUAUGGAUCUUUUGAUGGACUCUAAAAGAACCAUCAAAAUUAAUGAUAACAUUUCAUUGCUCUACAUCACUUAUCAAUUCAUGUUGAUGGGUGGUACAAUUCUUGGUCCUGGCACAAUAUUUCUUAUGUUGGUGGGUGCUUUUGUAGCAGUUUUCCACAUUGACAACUGGACUAGUUUUUAUUACAACAUAAUUCCAAUUUUAUCCUACAUGUUUGUGUGUUUCACUUGCAAAAGUAAUAUCCAGUUACUAGUUGCUCAAAUAUUAUCAACAGUUUAUGCAUUAAUAAUGAUGGCUGUAAUAGUGGGUACAGCCUUACAAUUACGAGAGGAUGGUAUUGGUUCUCCUUCCGCCAUAUUCUUAAUAUCCAUGUUGAGUUCAUUUUUCAUAGCAGCAUUACUUCAUCCUCAAGAAUUCUCUUGCAUAAUAUUUUUCAGCAUUUAUCUGCUAUCUAUUCCUUCCAUGUAUCUGCUAUUGAUUCUCUACUCUAUAAUCAAUUUAAACAUUGUAACUUGGGGUACUCGUGAAGUUCAAGUGAAAAAGACCAAAAAAGAACUAGAAUUGGAGAAAAAAUUAGAGGAGGAAGCAAAACGGAAAGCAAAAUCUAAAUCUCUACUAGGAUUCUUGCAAAAUAACCCAAUGAAUGAAGAUAAUGAAGAAGGCUCUUUGGAAUUAUCCUUUGCUGGACUAUUCAAAUGCAUGUUCUGCACUCAUCAAAAACCUAUUGAUGAAAGGCAACAAAUUCUUCGAAUAGCAGAAUCUCUAGAUUCAAUGAAUAAACGAAUGGAAUAUAUUGAAAGAGCUGUAGAUGGGCAUGGGCAUCCGGGUCCAAAACAUCGCACUCCCUCAACAGUCAGCGCUCCACAUGCCAACAUUGGAGUUGGAAUACAAAGUGAUGAAAUUCCAGAAGAAAGCGAUGAUGAUGAUGACAGUGAUGACACCAAUUCAUUAGAACCAAAAAUUGAACGUAAUGAUGACAUGAAUCCAUAUUGGAUAGAAGAUAAAGAUUUGAAAAAAGGUCCCGUUGCUUUUCUUUCUGCAAAUGAAUUACAAUUUUGGAAAGAACUGGUUGAAAAAUAUCUCUACCCAAUUGAUGCAGAUAAAGUUGAAGAGGCUAGAAUAGCAGCCGAUUUAAUCGAGCUACGAAACAAGUGUGUGUUUGCGUUUUUCAUGAUGAACGCAUUAUUCGUACUUGUUGUAUUUUUGUUGCAACUCAACAAAGAAGACCUACAUGUUAACUGGCCUUUAGGUGUUAGAACAAAUAUCACCUAUGUUGAGGAAACCAAUGAGGUAUUAAUCAGCAAAGAAUAUCUACAACUCGAGCCAAUCGGAUUGGUAUUUGUAUUCUUCUUCGCCUUCAUUUUGAUAAUCCAAUUCACAGCCAUGAUUUUCCAUCGUUUCGGUACCCUAUCGCAUAUCUUGGCUUCUACAGAACUGAACUGGUUCAGAAAGAAGAAGGAUGAUUUAACCCAAGACGGCAUCUUGGAUAAACAAGCAGUUGACAUAGUUCGACAUCUUCAACGUUUGAAAGGAAUAAAUGGCGACUAUGAGAACGAUUCUGGAUCCAGCGGUGACCGAAACGUAGGACGAAGACGAACAAUUUACAAUUUGGAGAAACAGAAGCAUAAAACACGUACAAUUGGUACAUUGGAUGUAGCGUUCAGAAAACGGUUCUUACAGAUGAAGAUGGAAGGCGAUGGAGAAGCCGGAAAUGAUACUCCGGUACUUGGCCGAAAGUUAACAAUGAGACGAGAAGUACGAGAAGCUUUGGAAGUCAGACGAAAAUCCUUACAAGCCGAACGUCGGAAAUCCCAGAUGCAGACAUUGGGAGCAAAUAAUGGUUUCGUGAACAAUGUGACUAGAAAUCAUAGAUUAUCUUCCUCGGCGGGGGUAAACGUCAAGGAUAUAUUUGGUGGUCAUCAAAAUCCAUCUUACGAACAUGAUGAAAGCCCCAGCGAACAUAAUUUAGUCCGUUUACAAAGUCUGCCGAGGAACACCGUCAAUUGGGCUGAAAUGGAACGGAAUAAUAAUUGACGAAUUAAAAGAUUCCUACUAAUUAAUUAAUUUACUUAACGCCAUAUCGCAUCGAUCAAUGAUGUUAAACUAAAUAAACCUUGUGAUAGAUGAAAUUAUUAGUUAAACGAUUUAGAAUCGUAUCCUUUUGUAUUUUAUUAAUAAGUUAUCGUAGGUACAAAGCUAUCUACUACCUAAUGUGUAAUAAUACUCAUCAAUUUCAUUUAAAAUGAAAUUAAUGACAGAUAGAGAAGAAUCAAUCUUGACAACGCGAUAUUUUUACCUUCAUGUUAUUUUAUAUAAGUCGAUUUACUUAAAUUUUGUUACUUCUUAUUAGUUGAUUCGUUUUGAAUAAAAAAAAAUACCUACUAAGUAUGUAGAAAAAUUCAUGUAGCAAUAACAUGACACUUGUUAAUUUUAUAGCAUGAUUUUUUGUAUAAUUUUACCUAUUCGUUUUUUUAUAUUUUGUAUUAUUUUUGUAAAUCUUGUUUAAUUUGAGAAAUUGUUUCGAAUCAACAUCCAAUUGAACAAAUCAAUUACCAAUAAAAAUUAGAAAAUCUA
Molecule: messenger RNA, 5879 nt
Organism: Planococcus citri (citrus mealybug)
Lineage: Eukaryota; Metazoa; Arthropoda; Insecta; Hemiptera; Pseudococcidae
Product: chitin synthase chs-2-like
Exons: 24
Coding region: 585-5339 (1584 amino acids)
Cellular component (GO): cell periphery; cell septum
Molecular function (GO): chitin synthase activity
Source: RefSeq, a predicted model, not a curated record